AUGGCCAGUCCUUCUGACACGUCGUUGUCCAUUGACACUCCGGACUCGCUGCAACCCAAGCAAGAUGCUCUCUUUGACACGGAGAAGGGAGAUGCCUACGCACUCGACCAGCAGACGACGAUCCACGAAGGCGAGGAGAAGUUCCACAAGCUGGGUUGGAAGCGGAUGACCAUCUGCCUGAUUGUGGAAGCCAUCGCCUUGGGCUCUCUGAGUCUACCAAGUGCCUUCGCUACUCUGGGAAUGGUUGCUGGGGUUAUCGCCUGCGUUGGGCUCGGUCUGGUUGCCAUAUACACGAGUUAUGUGGUCGGCAAGGUCAAGCUCCUGUAUCCUCACAUCAUGAAUUAUGGCGAUGCCGUGAGAUUGAUAUGGGGUCGUCCUGGGUACGAGCUCGCAAACAUCAUGUCCUGCAUUUUCCUCCUCCUCCUGGUUGGCUCGCACACACUCACUGGAACGAUUGCAUUCAUCAACAUCGUUGACAACUACACCAUCUGCGCCAUUGUCUGGGGCAUCAUCUCAGCCGUCCUUCUCUUCAUCCUGGCCAUCCCACCCACCUUCGCCGAGUUCGCGAUCCUCGGCUACAUCGACUUUGGCUCCAUCAUCGCCGCCAUCCUCGUCACCAUCGUCGCAACUGGCGUCCAAGCCAGCAACGCUCCCGGCGGCCUCGGUGCCGUCACCUGGUCCGCCUGGCCUCCCGAGGGCGUCAGCUUCUACCAAGCCUUCCUCGCCGUGUCCAACAUCAUCUUCGCCUACUCCUUCGCCGUCUGCCAGUUCGCCUUCAUGGCCGAAAUGCACACGCCCAAGGACUACGUCAAAUCCAUCUGGAGCAUCGGCCUCAUCGAAAUCUGCAUCUACACCCUCACGGGCGCAUUGGUCUACGCCUUCGUCGGCGCCGAUAUCAAAUCCCCCGCGCUGCUGUCCGCCGGCCCCACCGUCUCGCGCGUCGUGUUCGGCAUCGCGCUCCCCGUCAUCUUCAUCUCGGGCUCCAUCAACAGCAUCGUCCUCUGCCGGUACGUCAUGGACCGCGCCUUUGCCCACUCGCCCAUCCGCUUCGUCAGCUCGGCCCGCGGCUGGGCCGUCUGGCUCUCCCUGCUCGCCGUCGUGACGGUCCUCGCGUGGGUCGUCGCCAGCGCGAUUCCCUUCUUCAACGCCCUGCUCGGCCUCAUCUCGAGCUUGUUCAUCAGCGGGUUUACGUUUUACUUCCCCGCGCUGUUCUGGUUCCAGUUGGUCAAGCAGGGCAAGUGGAAUCGCGACUGGAGGAAUGUGGGUCUCUCGGUCGUGAAUGGCGUCGUGUUUCUGAUUGGUAUGAUCCUGUUGGGGUGCGGGACGUAUGCUAGUGUUAAGGAUAUCCUGGAGCAGUAUCGGGUCGGGGAUGUGAGGAGCCCGUUUACGUGCAGUGCGGCGGCGUAUACGUAG
Messenger RNA from Westerdykella ornata, 1413 nucleotides. RefSeq lists its product as uncharacterized. Gene Ontology annotation, molecular function: amino acid transmembrane transporter activity. NCBI's taxonomy places the organism in Eukaryota, Fungi, Ascomycota, Dothideomycetes, Pleosporales, Sporormiaceae. Gene Ontology annotation, biological process: amino acid transmembrane transport. Gene Ontology annotation, cellular component: vacuolar membrane. The transcript has a single exon. Bases 1 to 1413 code for a protein of 470 amino acids. The record is from RefSeq and is a predicted model, not a curated record.